AUGUUCACUCCUCUUGAUAAAUUGUAUAGAAUCACCAACAUAAAAUCUUAUGUCCCUCUUAUCCUUGAUCUUGACAGAUUAAAUUAUCAUGCAUGGCGUGAGUUCUUCAAAAACCACUGUGCUUCUUACAAGGUUUUCGGCCACCUUGAUGCCUUUGAUCACAAACCUACAGAUCAAGACUCGUGCACUGCUGACUCCAUUGUCAAACAAUGGCUCUAUGGUACCCUCACACAACCUCUUAUUCAAUCCAUAUUGAUACCUGAUGCUACAACAACUCAACUAUGGAAGGCCAUUGAAGACCUCUUUCGUGACAACAAAGAAGCAAAUGCUAUUGAACUUGAGAACCAACUGAGGAAUACUACUCUAGGUGACUCCACAAACAUGGAAUACUACAAAUGUAUCAAAUCUAUAACUGAUCUUGUAGCAAAUAUUGGAUCAAAAGUUCCUGAAAGAACCCUUGUCACGUAUGCUCUCAAUGGAUUAUCUUCAAAGUUUGAUCACAUAGCCACUACAAUCCGUCACAAGACUGCAUUCCCAACUCUUCUUGAGAUCCGGUCCAUGCUUUCCAUUGAAGAACAAACCCUACACAAUCAACACAAUCGGAUUCCUCAAGCUUCUUACUUCGAUUCAUGUUCUUCUCAUCAAGUGCUGCAUACUAAUCAUCACUCUCAAUCAAAUAAUUCUGGACCUUUUCGUGGAACCCAACGUGGUGGUGGUCAGAAUCGGGGUGAUGGAAGAGGACGGAAUGACAGACGAGGACGUGGCAGCUAUCGGAAUAAUGGAGGCGGAACUUUUCUUAGCGCAGCAGGUGCGCUGGCCCACUCCUUUACAGGCCCAAAAUCGAAAGCAGCUUCCUUGGCCCACUCAGCAGCCAGUCCAACAGGCCUUUUUUUUGCUGGACCUCAACAGCAACAACCCUUUAAUGGGCAGCAGGCCUAA
Molecule: messenger RNA, 939 nt
Organism: Lactuca saligna
Lineage: Eukaryota; Viridiplantae; Streptophyta; Magnoliopsida; Asterales; Asteraceae
Source: the annotation of a GenBank genome assembly